AUGGCUGCGGGGGACCGGCAGCAGCAGCGAUGCUGGAUGGUCUGCGCCCUGCUCCUGGCGCUGGCGGCCGCGGUUGGAGGCCAGAGCGUGGAAUUGAAGCCUCUUGGCUGCGACUGCUCGGAUAUCGACCCCCGAGAGGGAUUUGAUGGACCCCCCAUCGAAGGCACUUGCUCCUUGCAGCGCCAGUGGGGUCAAUGUGACGAGCCUUUUCUGCUGAACACCAUCGAAGAAAUUCCGGAAGGUUAUUGCCAGAUCACGUGUGGCCGGUGCCCAUGCUGCAAGACGUACAGGCAAAUCGCACUGGACGAGGGUUUCCAGGAGUUUGUGAAUGCGAUGGACGCUACGAACAUGGGAGAAUACCUGGACAACCCCGGCUUCAUGGCGUCGUUCCUGGUGCCUCCUGAGGGAUCCAUUUACGAAUGGCUGCAACCCAAGAGCAACGUGGCGAUCGAUGCGACGACACUCAGCGCAGCCGAGAAGGCCAACCUCCAGGCGCUGCUCCAAAUCCACAUCGUCCUUCCAGAGGCCCGGGCCAACGCGCCGUGGACCUCGCCCUUCUUCCUGGACGGCGUGCACAUGGCCACCAUGGAGGGCAGGGCGCUCGCUGUGAGGCAGACCGGCGGACAGGCCGUCAUUCUCAACGGCCAAACCAACCAGGUCAAUCUUCUGGGAGGGGACAAAGAGGCCUGCAAGGGCUUCUUACUCCUCGUGGACGGCGUGUUGACGCCAGAGCACAGCGGCAUUGACGCAUCGAACGUUCCAGGCGUCGAAGCCCAUUUGUUCGACUCCACGCCAUCCGCCCAGGACACUGACCCCACACUGCCGGCGUGGCCGGCGAACUACGGACCUUUGGGCUACCACGACACAGUGAACCCCGUCGUCGAGCCUCAGAGAGGCUGA
This is a messenger RNA of Ostreobium quekettii, 900 nucleotides long. The record is from the annotation of a GenBank genome assembly. Lineage: Eukaryota; Viridiplantae; Chlorophyta; Ulvophyceae; Bryopsidales; Ostreobiaceae.